This is a messenger RNA of Scedosporium apiospermum, 2634 nucleotides long. RefSeq lists its product as uncharacterized. Gene Ontology annotation, cellular component: nucleus. Lineage: Eukaryota; Fungi; Ascomycota; Sordariomycetes; Microascales; Microascaceae. The record is from RefSeq and is a predicted model, not a curated record. Gene Ontology annotation, biological process: positive regulation of transcription by RNA polymerase II. The transcript has 3 exons. The coding region runs from base 1 to 2634 and encodes 877 amino acids. Gene Ontology annotation, molecular function: zinc ion binding; DNA-binding transcription factor activity, RNA polymerase II-specific; transcription cis-regulatory region binding.
AUGAAGACCGCUCUCCCCGACCGGCCCCUCGACAUCUCCCCAACGAAGCGGCUAAAAAUAAUAGGUGCUAGACGUGGUGGAACCCUAGGGAGCGCAGACCACUCUCGUCAUCGAAGCAGCAGCGUGCAGUCCCUCGCCACGAUCGCCGAUGAGUCCGCAAGUCCGAAGGAGGUGUCCGGCGCGGCGCCGACGGCCAAAUCGAGACGGGUGCGCACGGGGUGUCUAACAUGCCGCGAGCGGCAUUUAAAGUGCGACGAGGGGGUGCCCGACUUACAAUUCCAAGACGAGUCGAGACUUAUUGCCUCUGAAUAUAUUGGAGGUCUAAACCGUUACGACACUCGUGAGAAGCGGACACUUACGCCACCCCAGGAAAGCGAUGUGGAAAAUGCCCUGAAUCUCCAAAGGCGCCAGCAACAAGAACACUACAACCACCACAGACGCUCGGCCAGCACCAUGACCCCGAUGAGCAUGUGUGAUCCGGCGAAUGUAUCGAUGCGAGCUUCAGCACCGCCACCGGCGUCCAUACGCUCUUUAUCCACCCCAAAGACUUAUCACGCAGACGGGUCACAGUCUGCCGACGUCUCGCAGAUGCACUCUCGGAAAAGCAGCGCUGCAUCAUACCUUGCCGGGCCGCCGUUACAUGCCGGGCCGCCGUUACACGCAGCUGGUGGUUUCGGUCUGGGUAUCCAGCAACCGCUAGGGAACUCAAGGGAUGAUGUUAUUCCGCGGACGAGAUCGCCGGUGUAUCGGAAUGGCGACGCGGGCCCUACUUCAUUACCUAUUAAUGCGCCUCUCAUAGCAUCCGCGUCCGAACCACCACCGCCACCCACCUGCGGCGGUAGCACAGACAACAUGUCACUCGAUGGCAUGGUCACGCCGCCGCCGAGCGAGAAGGCGCUGGGCGACCGGACCUACCUCAACUCGCCCGAGGAAGUGCUCUACAUGCAAGUGUUCGUCGAAGAGGUAGGCGUGUGGAUGGACUCGAUGGACAAGGAGAAGCACUUCAGCCGUCUCAUCCCCUACCACAGCCUCAAGUCGCCCAUGCUCCUCAACGCCUUCCUCGCCUGCGGCGUAAAACACCUCACGCUCGUGAACCCGGCCUACAACGACGACAAGGCCCUAUUCUACUACGACACGGCCACCACGCAGCUCCUCCGCUCGCUGCAGAACCCGGACCGCAACACGGCCGAGUGCGCCACCACCGCCGUCGUGCUCAACGUCUACGAGAUCAUGUCCGAGAAGCCCGCGGCCCGCAUGAACCACAUCGCCGGCGCGCGUGCCCUCAUCCGCGAGUGCGGGUGGAACGCCAAGAGCACGGGUAUAGGCGCCGCGUGCUUCUGGCUCAACAUCGGCAUGGAGGUUCUUUCGUGUCUUGCUUUUAACUGGCAGACGGCGUGGGACCCGGAUCAGUGGGGCGUCGAUAUGGAUUUUACGCCGCCUGAGCCUCGUCGGGGUGGUCGUGGUGAUGAUGACGAUGACCCGGACUCGAGCGCGACGGACGACCAGAUUGGUAAGGAGGAGAUUUGGGUGCAGCGCAUCUUUUAUAUCGUGGGUAAGAUUGCCAACUUUCGCGCGACGAUCCCGAAGUUCCAGGAGGCUUCGCCGCGGGAUGAGCAGGUCAGGUUGGGGAACAGGUUGGCGCAGUGGAGGGAGCUGAAGAGGUUGUGCGACGAUUGGAAUAGUGCUUGCCCGAGGACGAUGCAUCCUUUUGGGUAUUUGUACCCGUCGCAGACCGACUCCAAGUCGGCGUUUCCCAACAUUUGGCUCAUCAAGCGCGCCGCCAUCGUCGGCCGACUCUUCUACCACACAGCGCAAUGCCUCCUCGCCCAAACACACCCCCUCGAACCGGGCCACGCCUCCGAAGAAAUGCGAGCUACCCAGCUCCACCACGCGCACCAAGUGUGCGGCAUCGUCGCACACGUCAAGGACCGGGGCGUGUCGUCUGUGGCGAUCCGCAGCCUCGCCAUCGCGUCGAGCGUGUUGACGGACCCGCGCGAGCAGGACGAGGUGCUCGAGAUUUUGCAGAAGAUUACGAAGGAGUCCGGGUGGGGGCUGGGGAGGGUUAUGGCGGAGCUUAAGAAGGCUUGGGGGAGGGAUGAGGUUGGACCUGGUGCUGGUGUUGGAGCUGGAGGGGGAGGCGGUGUAGGUGCGGGCGAUGGGGGGCUGGCUGCCAAGUUUUUUGGGCCGGGGCAGAGUCCCGGGCAGAAUCCGAUUGCGGUAGUGCGGCAGAGUCAAGCUGGGCAGCAUGUUCCUCCGAAUCAACCUCAGCAGCAACCUCGGCAGCAUGUGCAUCAAGAACAGCAUCAUCAUCACAACCACUAUCGCCAUCACCAACAACCCCAGUAUGAACAUGGGCCUCAGCACAGACCGAUAACGCAUUCCCAACAGAUCCAUGUCCCGACAUCUCAACAGCAGCAGCAACACCAUCAUCAUAUGAUGAACAACGCCACGCAACCGACGCACUCGCAAUCGCAAUCGCAGACGCCCAUCGUUGCCCCGUCGCCGAUGAAGGCGGCUGUCAAUCCGUUAUCGUUUGCGGAUUUCAGCUUGCCGAAUCAUCCUUACCAGAAUUGGUAUGAGCCACCGAGUCGGGCUACGGCCGCUGCUGGUUCUUUUAGCCAGCCUUUCUUCUAG